Molecule: messenger RNA, 877 nt
Organism: Camponotus floridanus (Florida carpenter ant)
Lineage: Eukaryota; Metazoa; Arthropoda; Insecta; Hymenoptera; Formicidae
Product: ras-related protein Rab-24
Exons: 4
Coding region: 167-772 (201 amino acids)
Molecular function (GO): GTPase activity; GTP binding
Source: RefSeq, a predicted model, not a curated record
GUUUACGUAUGUAAAGUUAGGUUCAGUUACAUUCCGCGCGCAUUUAAAGUUAGUCACUCAUCAACAAUCAACGAUAGCCUGACAAGCAGCGUCCUUCAGCCUUCGCUUGAAUCAGCGUCGAUACAAGUGGGUUUACGCCUAACCUCGUGAUACAUAUGCUGUAAACAUGAAUCGCGUAGAUUUAAAAAUCGUAUUGCUGGGUAACGCAAUGGUGGGAAAGACGAGUCUUAUGCAACGAUACGUACAUGAUUCGUUUAACGGCAACAGACCCUAUCAAAACACAAUAGGCACUGUGUUUGCAGCGAAGCAAGUACAAGUGAAUGGAGUGUCUCUUGUUAUGGGAAUAUGGGAUACUGCGGGUAGUGAAAAAUAUGAUGCAAUGACUAGAACAUACUAUCGUGGUGCAAAAGCUGCUAUAGUAUGUUAUGACAUUACUAAGUUUAGCACAUUCCAAAGGGCGAAGCAUUGGGUGAGAGAACUCAGAAGUAUUGAGGAAAAUUGUAAAGUAUAUCUUUGCGCUACUAAAAAAGAUUUAUGCGACGAAGGUUUUGUAUCAGAUGAUCCAGAUUUGCAAAAUACUGUAGAAAAAUAUGCAAGGGGCACACAGACUAAACUUUUUAUAACAUCCAGUAAGACGGGAGAGAAUGUAGACAAAUUGUUCGACGAAAUUGUGCAAGAUUUUGUAUCCAAUCCAGAAAAUUUACAACAAGUGGAAGAAGCAAUUGUUUUAAGCAGAAAACCUGAGAAAAGGUAUUGUUGUACAGUGAUCUAAAAAGAUCAGUAUUGAUUUUCUAUUGUUAUACGAUUUUUUCAUCAGAUAAUUAUCCCACUGAGAUUAUAUAUAAUGUAACACAUAAAUAUAAUGUAAUAUUAAAAU